UGGCGGUGGGUCAACAUGAACGCUCUGACUGUAAUUUCCGUGGCGGCCCUCGUGGCUAGCGGCAGCGCUUCCUUGCUUGCGUACAACGGCGUAUAUGGAGGCCAUCACGGCCUUCUUGGCGCCUACCCUUAUGCAGGUUAUUCUGGUGUGCUGCCCUACGCAUACGCAGGUGCCUUUUCUCCAGCUUCUCCUCUCACCCUAAAAGCACCUGUGAUCAAGACUGUGGCUCCUGCACCUAUCUCUUACAACGUCGCUCCUGCACCUGUGACCUACAAUGUAGCUCCCUUUGCACCUGCAACACCUGUCCAGUCUCAGUAUCACGCUCAGGACGAGCUAGGCCAGUAUUCCUUCGGUUACUCCGGCGGUCCAUCUUCACGCGCUGAGUCUCGCGACGCCUUCGGUGUUGUCCGUGGUUCGUACAACUACGUUGACUCUGAGGGAAAGGUUCAGACUCAGCACUACGUGGCUGACGCCCUCGGCUUCCGUGCGUCCGGCACCAACCUUCCCGUGGCUCCCGACGCCCCUCUAGCCGCCCUACCCGGCCCUGUCCCCGAACCCGUCCAGGAUACUCCUGAAGUAGUCGCCGCCAAGAUCGCCCAUCUGCAGGCCUACAACGAAGCCGCCGCCGCCGCCGCUGCAGCUCCCGACACCCGCUAGGGAGAGAGCUUCACUUGAACGACAAAGUCGAUACAGUAGUGUGUAGAGCUCUCGCAGCCGGAUCUCUUGGUAGCGUCAAGACUAGUCAGUUUGGAUCGAGAGUUGACGCAUUUCUCUUGCCUAUGGACAAGCUAUGCUCAUGUUCAUCUGUAGUGAAAUAUUCCAUUAGAUUUCCUUAAUAAACUUAUAUGAAAGGAA
This is a messenger RNA of Penaeus monodon (black tiger shrimp), 855 nucleotides long. Its product is annotated as cuticle protein 6-like. Gene Ontology annotation, molecular function: structural constituent of chitin-based larval cuticle. Bases 16 to 657 code for a protein of 213 amino acids. Gene Ontology annotation, cellular component: chitin-based extracellular matrix. The transcript is spliced from 2 exons. NCBI's taxonomy places the organism in Eukaryota, Metazoa, Arthropoda, Malacostraca, Decapoda, Penaeidae. The record is from RefSeq and is a predicted model, not a curated record.